UUGCAGCCAGGCCACAGACUGGAAAAAUACCCAGUGAAGGCAUUCAAGAUUAUUCUAGCUAGCAGGCAACAGUUGCAUCACAGCCAGGAUAUUUUUUUAUGUAACUCCGGAGUCCUUCUGCACCCACCCCACCCUGCAGCUUCCAUUUGUGCAUGGAGUACUGCAACCCCCAAGUUAAAAUACAGGAGCUCAGCAUCAUGGGAGGAAAUUUUGAGAGGAGGGGUCUUUCUUGCUCUCCAAGGGUUGCUGUCCUUGGGAGGGGGAUUCGGAUUAGGCGUCAUCAAACUGGAUAGCCCGAGCUCUCGCUUUCUUUAGUUUUGUUGCCACGGCCAGUAGAGUUGCAUCCAUUCAUCGGCCCUCGCCAAGAUGCCUUUGUCCAGGCUGUGUCCAACCCGACCCGGACGUCACCUGACAGUCUCAUGUUGUUUUGUGAAUUUAGUUCAGUGCUAUUCUUAGCAGCGCUCGCUCCAGUGAGACAGAGGGCAAGCGCAGGGCCAAGGAAGAGCGAGGAGAGACACUGGCAGAUCCACAAUGAUGCCCAGCUGGCCCUCCCCCGAGCUGGAGCCCGGUCAGAUCCGCCUCAUCGUCUACCAGGACUGUGAGAGGCGAGGCCGAAAUGUCCUUUUCGACUCCAACGCAAAGAAGAAGAGUGCAGAAGAUGCCUCCGUUACGAAGACGUGCAGCGAGACGCAGGCUAAAAUGUUCGGGAAGUGCUGUCAGCUGAGGCCAACGGGGGGCAGCUCAAGCUCCCUGGACAGUAGCUCUUCCUGUGCAUCGGAGCCCAGAGAACACAACAGAUUUCAGGGUGUGCCACGCUGCUCCUCAGAUGCCAACAUGCUGGGGGAGAUGAUGUUUGGCUCUGUUGCGAUGAGCUACAAAGGCUCCACACUGAAAAUCCAUCAGAUCCGAUCCCCCCCACAGCUAAUGCUGAGCAAAGUGUUUACCGCACGGACAGGGAGCAGCGUCUAUGGCAGUCUCAACACGCUGCAAGACAGUUUGGAGUUUAUCAGUCAAGACUCCAACACACUCAGGCCAGACCAGAGCACUGUGGUCAACGGCUUCCUGGGGAACAUAGGUUUCUCUCAACUCUGCAGCCCUCGCCGGGCCUUCUCUGAACAGGGCCCACUCCGUCUCAUCAAGAGUGCCUCUUUCUUUUCAGGCCAUAGUAAUCCCAUGGACAUGCCUGGCCGAGGACUGUACGACGAGAGAGACAGCGGGAUUGCUCGAUCAGCAUCUCUGAGCAGUCUGCUGAUCACACCGUUCCCAUCUCCGGGCUCUUCCCUCACCAGUAGUUGUGCCAGUAGCUACCAGCGGCGCUGGUUACGCAGCCAGACCACAAGCUUGGAGAAUGGAGUCUUUCCCCGAUGGUCUGUGGAAGAGAGUUUUAACAUGUCUGAUGAGAACGGCGGGCCAAGUCUUGGUGUAGCAAGGAAGAAGAAGAUAGCCAUUGGCGUCAUCUUCCUUCUGUCAUCCAACGAAGAAGAGAACAGCAAGUUCCAGGACUUUUUCUUCUCGCAUUUUCCUCUCUUUGAGAGCCACAUGAACAAACUCAAAAGUGCCAUUGAACAGGCAAUGAAGAUGAGCCGACGGUCGGCUGAUGUCAGUCAGAGGGUCUUGGCUCACAGUCGCAUAGUGGACGGUCUCAAUGAAUUCAGGACGACCAUCUGCAACCUGUACACCAUGCCCCGCGUGACCGAGCCUGUCUGGCUCACCAUGAUGUCCAGUGCCACCGAGAAGAACCAGCUCUGUGGCCACUUCAUGCGUGAACUUGCCUUGCUCAUGGAACAAGCCUCCAAGAACCAGUUUCUUCCAGCUCUUCUCACAGCGAUCCUCACUAACCAUCUGGCCUGGGUGCCUACAGUCAUGCCCAAUGGACAGCCACCCAUUAAGAUCUUCCUGGAGAAGCAUUCCUCUCAGAGUGUGGACAUGUUGGCCAAGACGCAUCCCUACAACCCUCUUUGGGCUCAGCUCGGUGACCUGUAUGGUGCAAUCGGUUCCCCUGUGCGUCUGUCACGCACAGUGGUGGUGGGCCGGCGGCAAGAACUGGUGCAGCGACUCCUCUACGUGCUCACCUACUUCAUCCGGUGUUCUGAACUGCUGGAGACCCAUCUCUUGGAGAGCGCUGAAGAUGAAGCCAUCGUCAUGCCUGGCUCUCUCAUCACCACUUCUCUACGCCGUGGUGAGGUGGAGGAAUCAGACUACGUGUUGGUCACCAUGCACAAACCCAACCACGACUACCUGUCCCAGGGUGCUGAGGCAGGGGACUGCUACCCCUCAGAGAGCAACAGCCUGCAGAGCAGCACUUACACAGACAAUGAAAUGGGCCUUGGAGCUCCAGAAGAUCAACUGCCUGAGCAGCAGCUACUUCAUGUCAUACCAGUUAUCAAGGCAGAGGAUCAUAGUGAUGGUAUGACAUGCCGAGAGGUGAGCAGCCUACGGCCGGAAGCACGGCUUGAGACUAUGGUGAAAGUGGGUUCCACCUCUCCUAGGGAGAGCGGCCCCCUGCUGGACAUACAAGGACAAUCUGAGAAGUGUGAUUCUGAUAAAGAUGUUAGUGGCUCGUCUAUAAAGAUAUUUCGGUCAUCAGGGAUCCCACUGGAGAAGAAGCCACCUGACAAGAGCUUGGCACCGACCUCUUAUCUGUUGGAUGAGGGAGAGGAGCCUGCUGCCAAAGUCACCUUCCUCAUCGGUGAUUCUAUGUCCCCUGAAUCUGACAUGGAGAGCAGACAAGGGAAGGUGAUGGAGGAGUUUAAUAAGCACAGAAUGCACUUCAAAGAGGAACAGCAAUGUAAUGGUGUGCAGCAGGACAAAGCCAAAGGCCUGUUGCCUAAGCCUCUGUCAGCGGACCAAAUCAAGACCAACGAGAGCAAGGAAGCCAAACAUUUGGCACGUGUUGCUAGCGAUAUUCCUCACAUUAGCUCUGGGGCCCAAGAGGAAUGUAUGGACUUGUUUGAUGAAUAUUUUAGUGAUGAUAACCCAGUGGAGACGAGGACUAUUGAUGAUGUCUCCCAUAUGCUGUCUGAGAUAGCAACAAGCAAUGUGAACAAACCCUGCCAAGAUCCACAAGGGUCUCGGAUAGGCUCACUGCUUGGGACACAUGAACAGGUUUGUGAGCAGAGAGAGGGGGACCGUUGCAAGUGUAGCACAAGCAACACCACCAUAGGCUGCUGUACGACCUGCUGUUCUGCAGAGCAGGACAAAGGUAUUGGAAUUUUGCUAAACGUACCAUCCCAAAGAGAGAUGGGGGACCAAAAGAAGGUAGCCCCAUUGAACGAUUGGGAGAUUCCACGAAAUGAGAGCUCAGACAGUGCCCUGGGAGACAGUGAAAGUGAGGACGCAGGGCAGGAACUUCCCCGUCAAGACGGACAGUUCUUCAGUGAGGAGCAAGCUGACUGGCAAGAUGAGCUGGAAGUGCCCUUCCCUGGGGCUAAGCUAGUGGAAAAUUAUUCCAAACCAAGUAUUGCCAACUUUGGGAGAUCCUUGUUUGGAGGAUACUGUCCCACUUAUGUCCCUGACUUUGUUCUGCAUGGAAUACCCAAUGAAGACAAGCUGAGGCAGAGUCUUGUGUCUGAUUUGUCUCAUGCUGUUCAGCAUCCUGUGUUGGAUGAGCCUAUCGCCGAGGCCGUCUGCAUUAUCGCAGACACGGACAGGUGGACGGUGCAGGUGGCAAGCAGUCAGAGACGAGCCACUGAAAACAAGCUAGGCAAAGAAGUGCUUGUGUCCAAUCUUGUAUCCAACCUGCUGCAGUCCACCUACCAGCUGUACCGUCUCAACCUUUCCCCUAAUUUUUGCAUAAUGCAUCUGGAGGACCGGCUCCAGGAGCUGUACUUCAAGAGUAAAAUGCUUGCUGAAUACCUGAAAGGACAGACAAGGGUGCACGUCAAAGAGUUGGGCAUGGUUCUAGGGAUCGAAUCCAGUGACCUGCCACUGUUGGCUGCCAUUGCAAGCACACACUCGCCGUACGUGGCCCAGAUCUUGCUUUAGGUGACAUUAGAAGUGAUACGGACACAUCUUCACUGCUCCACCUGCAGGGACCAUAGAGUCCAUGCUUAAAAGGCCUGGACUAUCCAUGGCUGGAGCACCUUGAAGCUUCAGAAACCCUUUGGGGUUCACAGCCAGAGCUAAUCCUCAGCAACUGCCUAUGGGAAUGACAGGCUGCAGGAUAGACUCCCUACCACAAGGUGGCACCAGAGCUUGCCGUUUCUGUUCUGAAGUUUGGGAGGCAGUAUUGGAUUACCCAGGAACUCACUGAAGUGGGGAAUAUGUGACUUAAUUUUUUAAAGAAACACUUGUAUAAGUGGACUUUGACUGUAUUUUUAUAUACAUAUAUAUUUUAGCUCUUUCCUCCUGCAAGAACAAGUAACCCCAAGAGGAAAUGCAGGUGACUUUUAUGGGGGGAGAUAAGGUUGAAAUUGACAUCAGUGCACCAUCUGUAGGAAGCCAUGGCUUUUUCAUGUGGAUUACUGAUAUGAUCAACUGUAUUGUUUUUGUUUUUUUCUUUUCUUUUAAUGAAUGUCCCUUUAAAAUAUCAAAAAUACUCAUGCCAAUACUUUUCAAGUAAUUUUUCUACCUGUUUACACCAUACUUAUCCAGUUGUCUCGCUGAAAUCGAAUGGCAGACAAUGAGUUGGGGAGAAACUGUUGACCGUUUCGCUCUCUUAAAUGUCUUUGCUAUCACUGUCCCAUUGGCACAGGGCUACCUCAAACAAAUAAUUGUGGGUGAUUUUGCAUAGAUUACCUGGCUAAGAGAAUUUUAAAGGGAAAGCUGACUUUGUUUCUUCGUUCGGUCGGCCAAGAUCAGGAAAACAAAACGCUGUGCUUUGCUGAAAGGGACACUCGUACCGCAACAUGACUUCAAAACUGAAAGUGCUGAAAAUGCACGCAAGGAACUUUCUACAGCUUACAGGCUACCAUGCUGUGUUUACUGCUCAAAUGCAUGAGGAGGAAUUAUAAAUCAAAGUUUUUUCCGAUCAUGCUGUGCUUAAAUAGUCAAAAUAAGACCCCACAAAUGAAUUAUAAAAAUGAACAAAGGUAUCGAACAAACUUUUUUACUCCUUUUUAAUCACAUUGAAUAGGCCUGUUGUGUCCGAUUUAUUUUUUCUCUCGUCUUGGGGUAAUGUCGUGCAUCUGAGUCUUAAUGGACAUGUGGCAUGAAAAGAUCAGAGGCUUCGCACAGUUUAUUUUGCUGGUUAAAAUAGCAAAUGAGAUGCUAGGCUUCUGCAGGAAAACAUGCAACUUGUUUCAUUUUGUUAGAAAACCCUUACGCAUUGUCUUCUCAAUUGUAUUUAUAUCUAAUUAUUCCUUUGUACGUGAUCACAGUUAAAUUAUUUAGUACAGCAUGUGUUGGUUCAUGUAAAUUGUAUAUAUUGCUUAGGCUUUUUUUCUGUGUAUUUGUACAUAUCUUUCAUUGUGACUUUCUCCCUUUUAUUCUUUCCCAAUUUUCUGGGAAUAUUGUGCAAUAAAUCAAGUCAAUGUUAUACAUUUA
This is a messenger RNA of Pygocentrus nattereri (red-bellied piranha), 5484 nucleotides long. RefSeq names its product folliculin interacting protein 1 (gene fnip1). Gene Ontology annotation, molecular function: protein-folding chaperone binding; ATPase inhibitor activity. The record is from RefSeq and is a predicted model, not a curated record. Gene Ontology annotation, cellular component: cytoplasm. Bases 532 to 3984 code for a protein of 1150 amino acids. The transcript has 18 exons. Lineage: Eukaryota; Metazoa; Chordata; Actinopteri; Characiformes; Serrasalmidae.